Molecule: messenger RNA, 693 nt
Organism: Xenia sp. Carnegie-2017
Lineage: Eukaryota; Metazoa; Cnidaria; Anthozoa; Malacalcyonacea; Xeniidae
Exons: 2
Source: RefSeq, a predicted model, not a curated record
ACGAAUCCAUAUUUACACAUUGAAGCAAGUGCUGAGGAGAUUGAGGCGGCAAGGGAGAAAGAUGAAUUAUUGAAAAAAAAAUCUGAUUAUUACUUACAACCAUUGCUCAUUUCCAAUAAAUUACAUGGCUAUGACUCCAAUGCACCAUUACCCACCCCUCCCACAGAUGCAUACACGGCAUCUACAGUUCCUUUACCUGAAGUUGCUGUUGAACCAUCAACACAGAAAUUAAAAGAUGCUGGUUCUUACGAAAGGCUAGCAGACGAUGCCUCUCCACGAAAAGGAGCAUCUUAUAAGAAUGAAGACGCAAUAAGAUUAGAAAAUAUGACAGCGACAAAUCACAACGACACUAAAGAUGUUCAACAGCCUGAGAAGAUAGAGUCCAUUGUUUGAAGCAUAUUGUUUACAUUAUUUUGUGAAUUGGAAACGAAGAUACGUAGGAACUGCCAAUUGAAGAAUUUUAAGAAUUGCAAAAUAUCACCUUCUUAUAUUUUGUUGAAAAUCAACAAUUUGGUAAACUUUCUGAAAUCGUUUAUACCACAGGUGAAGGAAAGCUAAGUUAUUUGGACGGACUUACCUUUCUUAAAACCCAUGUAAAGCUCAAACUUCCAUGGUUGGCACAAUGCAAGUCUAUACAUCAUGAUUAACACCAUGUAAAUUUCUACACCAUGGUUGGCUCAAUGCAAGUCUAUA